UUCCUGCCUUGCCGAGCUGUACCUACCCCUCCGAAUUACGGGGUCUCCCCAGGGCAGUGGUUACCUCGGGGAAGCUUCACUUGUGUAACCUUUUCCCCCAAUUUUUUUCUAUUUACAGCGCUGAGUCAACCGUAAUAUCUUUGUUAUUUGGUCAAUUGGGGGUUUCUAUUCCUUUUUUCAUCUUAUACAAUGCCGACUAGACCGCGAAUAAAACCAAUUGUUCGCAUUUUAUCGUCGCCAAUUCCACGACAGCUACGAACCCCGCUCGGCGCAAGCUCACACUUGAGCUCCGGUUCGUACACGUGCCGAAUUGGCCCUUUUCCCACGAGUCGCACGUUUUCUUCCGAGCCGUCGAGCGAACAAGCACUGCCGGCUCCGUCGGGCCGUUGGUAUGCGGACCUAAGGGCGCGAUUGGGAAAAUGUAUUAUGUUCGGAUGCAGUCAGGAACAGGCGCGACGUGCUGCGGGCGUGCUACAGGUUCUUGGGACGGAAUGGCGCGAACUGACUGCUGGUUCUGAGGGGUUCUUGACAGGCAGGCGCAGGGGACUUGAGAACCAGCAGGUGGUUUGGGGUGAGAUGGAUAGCUUCAGCCACAUCAAUAAUACGCACUACCUCCGAUACGCAGAGUCGGCACGCGUGAAUUGGACGAUACAUUUCGCGAGCGUGGACCCGAGUCACAGCACACAAUGGAGGGAACUCAUGAAACCUACGGGGAUUGGGUUGAUUUUGAAGGCUAUUAAGGCCGAGUACAAACUCCCUAUGACAUACCCAGAUACCUUCUCCGCCUACCACAAGCUACGCACCCAACCCUCGGCCUCCGAUCCGGCCCUUAUACUCGAUUGCAUAAUACUAUCGCACCGACAUCGACGAGUUGCCGCGCGUACCGAGGAAGAUAUCGUCAUAUACAAUUACCGCGCUGGCCACAAGACGGCUAUACCGACAUUCGCGCUCGAGGUGUUCCGCGAUGUGUGGCGACAGCAGGAGGAUGUAGCUAAGAAGGCGAGGGCGCAUAUAUGGCAGCUUGUGAAAGAGGUCGAGGCGCUUGAGAAGGAUACUUGGAAUCGUGAGGAUGCGGUCGAGGAUUUGGGGAGUGGGAAGAAGGGAUGAUGCUUCGGGUAAAGGAUGUAUAGGGGUAUAUGGUUUGUCAACUUCCAAAAUCUCAUUCGCCUCUAAGUUCGUGGCGAAAGCGGCUCUAGACUCUUUGAACAACUUCCACUCCCCGUAUCGCUUUCAUUUAUUAUAGAGCGUUGGGGCCUAUCCAUAGCAGACAAAUCCAGAAAUAUUAUUAUCGAUCAGCUG
Messenger RNA from Hypoxylon trugodes, 1299 nucleotides. RefSeq names its product thioesterase-like superfamily-domain-containing protein. The record is from RefSeq and is a predicted model, not a curated record. The transcript has 3 exons. NCBI's taxonomy places the organism in Eukaryota, Fungi, Ascomycota, Sordariomycetes, Xylariales, Hypoxylaceae. Gene Ontology annotation, molecular function: fatty acyl-CoA hydrolase activity. The coding region runs from base 190 to 1107 and encodes 305 amino acids.